This is a messenger RNA of Carassius auratus (goldfish), 2390 nucleotides long. RefSeq names its product atypical chemokine receptor 4a (gene ackr4a). The record is from RefSeq and is a predicted model, not a curated record. Gene Ontology annotation, biological process: immune response; calcium-mediated signaling; cell chemotaxis. The coding region runs from base 11 to 1216 and encodes 401 amino acids. Gene Ontology annotation, cellular component: external side of plasma membrane; membrane. The transcript has 2 exons. Lineage: Eukaryota; Metazoa; Chordata; Actinopteri; Cypriniformes; Cyprinidae. Gene Ontology annotation, molecular function: C-C chemokine binding; scavenger receptor activity; C-C chemokine receptor activity.
CUCUGCAGGCAUGAGUCACAGUACUAAACAGACUCUGUUCUCACAAGAAGAGCAGACAGAAACACUCUACUCUGCCUUCAGGCAAAACCCUGAGUCUUUCAAGAGCUUAAGAAGAGGAAUGGAGACCUCAGAGGAACACUAUUAUGACUACCUUGAGUACGAAAACAACAGCUCCAACUUCAGCUACGAUGACUAUCAAACCAUCUGUGAGAAAGGUGACGUGCGCUCCUUCAUGAGGAUCUUCCUCCCAGCUGUUUUUGUGUUAUCUCUAGUGAUCGGUUUAGCAGGCAACGCUCUAGUUGUGGCUGUGUAUGCAUACUGCAAGCAACUGAAAACGAUGACUGACACAUUUAUACUUCACCUGGCUGUGGCAGACCUGUUGCUGCUCCUAACCUUACCCUUCUGGGCUGCCGAUGCCAUCCACGGCUGGGAACUUGGGGUCACCGUCUGUAAACUCGUGUCUGCCCUCUACACCAUUAAUUUCACCUGUAGCAUGAUGCUGCUGGCCCACAUCAGCAUGGAUCAGUACUUGGCUUUGACCCCAGGAGCCAGAAGCACAGGCAUUACGCGUGCUUUUCAAAAGAAGCAUUGCAAAAAACUCUGUUUGGUGGUCUGGACCGUGGCGUUUUUUCUCGGCAUCCCUGAUUUGGUGUUUUCAACAGUCAGAGAACUUCCUCAUAAAAAAAGCUGCAUCGCAAUGUAUCCAUCGGACAUGGCUCUCAAGGCUAAAGCUAGUUUGGAAGUGGUGGAGGUCAUAAUAGGCUUCUUGCUACCUUUAUUAGUUAUGUUGUUCUGCUACACCUGCGUAGGCCGAGCCCUACUGAAGCUCCCUCAGGAGAGGAGAUGGAGGAAGUGGAGGUCCAUCCGUGUGCUGCUGGUGAUGGUGGGAGUCUUUGUGGUCACACAGCUGCCCUACAACGUGGUCAAGUUCUGCCGGGCCAUGGACAUCAUAUACACCUUUGUGACUCACUGUGGGGUUAGUAAAGAGCUGGACAGAGCUACUCAGAUCACUGAGAGUCUGGCACUGACACACUGCUGUCUAAAUCCUGUUCUGUACACUUUCAUCGGUUCCUCCUUCAGACAGCAUGUAUUGAAGUGUGCCAAAGCCUUUGGAGACAGGGGGAGGAGGAUGGCACGUGUGAGAGAGCAACAAGAAGUGGAUAUCUCCUUGAAUUCUCAUUCACAGUCCCAAGAGACCAGCACUUUCUCCAUCUGAGCAAACUAGAGUAGAUGUUAGAGUAGAGUAGAUCCACCUGCCUGUGGAGCUUUAACUCCCACCCCCCUGCCCUUUACAAAAUAUGUACAUACAAAAAGUGAUAGCAUAGGGAUGUACAGGUUUAUUUUAGUCAAGACAUAAGGCUGUACUUUUUACCAGAAGAGUACAAUUCUAACUCAAGUAAAAGCUGAGAUGCAAAAUGUCGAUAGUUGUGUUUGUACAAAGUCCCUUUUCUAUAAUCUUUGGUUUUUAUGAAAUGAACGGAAAAAGAACAAGUCCGCGGAGUGAUAAGAGAGAUAUGCAAGUGGCGCCUGACUACUAGCAGACUGAUGAUGAGUUCAAGUCAUUCUUUAUGCUUGAACUUUGGUCGAAUCAAGACAAGAUGGCAACAGUGGUGCCUGCAGUUGUACAGCCAUAUGCACUGUGCUGAUUUGCCCCGUAUACAUUUCAGCAGAUAUUAUAGGCAGCGUUUCUGUCGACAGAACCAGACAUGCCAUUAAUUAUGAAUUUAUCAGUCUUUUACAUGCCAAAGUUAAUUUCUGCAUUAAAUAUUACACUAAAAUAGAAGCAGAAAAUCGUGCUAUUCGCACUUUCAUGAGAUCAGGUUAGCAUUUGCUGCAUGGAUAAAAAAAAGGGCUAAUAUCAGACAAAAUUGCAUUGCAGCAAAUCCUUUUUUUUAAGGUGUUCAGAAUAGAGCGAUAGAAUUCAGAAAGCAGUUAUACUAUUAUAAGAAAGGUUUUGCAUAUAGGCUAUGUCUUUAUAAUUUUUGUUCUAUUUUUUUAUUGUAGUCUAUAGAAUUAUAAAAUAAAAUGCAAGUUAUAAUCGGGCCUGUUUUAGGCUUUUCCUUAUUUUUAUAUUUUAGACAGCCAUCAAUUAAUAUGGUGAUGAAAAAAAAAAACAUUAUUCGCCUUUUUUGUCAUUGGAUGUGCCUUUAGAGAAAAAUGCACAGAUUACACAAUGAAAAAACUUUCUAUUUUCAAUUUUAAUUAUUUUGUUUUAAAGUAGCGUAGUAAUUUAAAGCUUUCUAUAUAUUUCUAUCAUGCCUUGUGAGGCAAUUCCUUGAGUUUGUGAAGCACUCCUGUUCCAAGACUGAAAGCAUUUGUUUUCUUUACUUUAUAAAAGCACAACGUCUCAUUGAUAUUGUGAGUGCACACAAAUAAAACCCUUUACAGUU